This is a messenger RNA of Spodoptera frugiperda (fall armyworm), 1314 nucleotides long. RefSeq lists its product as uncharacterized. The transcript is spliced from 4 exons. The coding region runs from base 350 to 1246 and encodes 298 amino acids. NCBI's taxonomy places the organism in Eukaryota, Metazoa, Arthropoda, Insecta, Lepidoptera, Noctuidae. The record is from RefSeq and is a predicted model, not a curated record.
AAUCCGAAAUUAUAACACGAAUUAUUUAUUUAUUUAUUAAACAUUUAGAAAAAAAACUAAGGCUUACAGUAUACCUACUCUUUGUUACCUAGAUUUAGUAAAUUACUGCAAUCCAUUUUGAAAAAAAUAAAAACCUAGUACCUACCUAGGUACCAUCUACAAAAUUUAUCGUACCUAGGCAUUAUUCGAUAUCUAUAACGGUUAGGUCUUUCUACGCCCUAUUAUAUCCUUCAGAUUGCUAUCCGUAUUUUGACAUAUUGCCGGACCCAUCUCGAAGGUGCAAGAUUGCAGUACCUAGGUAAUUUAUUACAUUUGAAUAUUACAAAAUUGUGUUGUAAUAGCCGCAAAUAUGUCCGAUUCACAACUUUAUUGGAGCUGUAGAAAAGCCAUGGAUGAUGAACCAAUAACAUUGGCUAAGUUCCCAAUGAGGGUCAUAGUCCCUCCUAUUCAUCCGUCGGAAGGGCCUGCUGAGAGCUACCCAGUGUCUCCAGUACCAGACGAUGUCCAAGAAAUUGUCGCUAUACUAGAGCGAUCCGCAUCACUCCCGGAUUUUAUUCCAGAAUUACAGAAAGAGCAUAGUAUAUUGUCUUUUCAACACUCAUUUUAUGUGAUCUCAGGCGACAAUAAUGUCACUUCAGGCAACGAUAUGGAGGUAACUGAGCCUGAUCUGAACGCUCCAUCCACUUCAAACGCAUUUGGUUCUAUGGCGUCAUCAACUUCAACACCACCAGAUGGUAUAGGCACACAGUCUGCGAGGCUGCAGUCUCCAUUCAAUGCUUGUUUUAUCCCUGGUGAUAUGGGACCAGUGCCGUUCAGGACCAAAGAGGCUUUGGAGAAAAUGAUUGUUAUUAAUAAUAAGAUAGAUGCGGCCAAAGAAAACGAGAACAUAAAAAUAAUAGAAAAAGAAGUAUACAGACUGCACAACGAAGCUACACACGCUUAUUACAACCAUUUAUAUGAAACAUCCAUUGCCAAACUGAAGAUCGCUGAAGCCUUUCUGAACUUGGCUAUCACAUGCGACUAUGAUCAAUUUGAUCGUAUCAGAAAACUGAUGCUCCGUACUUAUAUAUCUUUGGCUGAUUCUUAUAAGGAGAACAAACAGAUCAGCCAAUGUAUUGUGAUCAAUCAAAGAAUUAAUACAGAAUUCAGCGUCGAUGAUGUGAUCCGCUAUAAGUUUAUAGAAUUACAGCUAAUGACUGAAAAUUCUGUGUCUGAUGUUCCUGGGACUGCUGAGCGACGCGUGUAAGUCUUUGGUGUUUGUCUGCCGACUGACAAAACUUUUGAAGGCAGACUUUUUUUUUUUCAAUGAUAUAA